This is a messenger RNA of Kogia breviceps (pygmy sperm whale), 3736 nucleotides long. NCBI's taxonomy places the organism in Eukaryota, Metazoa, Chordata, Mammalia, Artiodactyla, Physeteridae. The record is from RefSeq and is a predicted model, not a curated record.
UCGGCGCGGAACGGGCGGCUGGUGGAAGCCGGUGCCGAAGGGAGAAUCGCAGCGCCGCUGCCGCCUCCGCCUGGGCCUGGGUCGCCCGGUAGCCCGCGAUGGGCGCCGAGCCCUGAGCGCCCACCGCCGCUUUUCCACAGCGUCUUUGCUCGGCUGUGAUGGAGGCACCGCCCGGCGGCCGCGUUCCCGCCGAGGGCGCCCAAACGCCGGCCGUGGCCGAGGUGCGCUGCCCCGGCCCCGGACCGCUGCGCCUGCUCGAGUGGAGGGUGGCGGCUGGCGCGGCCGUACGCAUCGGCUCUGUGCUGGCCGUGUGCGAGGCCGCCGCCUCCGCGCAGCCCACCGGGCCCGCCCCUACCCGCCCCGGCUCCGGGGGCUGCGUGCGCACUGAGCGCAGGCUGAGGUCGGAGCGCGCGGGCGUGGUGCGGGAGCUGUGCGCGCAGCCCGGCCAGGUGGUGGCCCCCGGGGCGGUUCUCGUGCAAUUAGAAGGAUGUAGCCACCCCGUCGUCAUGAAGGGCCUGUGCGCUGAGUGCGGCCAAGACCUGACCCAGCUGCAGAGUAAGAAUGGGAGGCCGCAGGUGCCGCUGUCCACGGCCACCGUGUCGAUGGUGCACAGCGUCCCUGAGCUCAUGGUGAGCUCCGAGCAAGCCGAGCAGCUAGGAAGGGAAGACCAGCAGCGACUGCACCGCAACAGAAAACUAGUGCUCAUGGUGGACUUGGACCAGACCUUGAUCCACACCACGGAGCAGCACUGCCAGCAGAUGUCCAACAAAGGCAUAUUCCACUUCCAGCUGGGCCGGGGCGAGCCGAUGCUGCACACGCGCCUGCGCCCGCACUGCAAGGGGUUCCUGGAGAAGAUCGCCAAGCUGUACGAGCUUCACGUCUUCACGUUCGGCAGCCGCCUGUACGCACACACGAUCGCAGAAUCCCAAGUUGCAGCAAGUCCAGACGAGGCCAUCACGAGGAGACCGCAGGCAGUGUCCCAGCGACGGUGGAUGCAGAGACCCACCAAGCAGCACCUCGACCGGGGGACCCGAGGCUUCUUAGAUCCUGAGAAGAAGCUUUUUUCUCAUCGAAUAUUAUCGAGGGACGAAUGUAUUGACCCGUUUUCCAAAACGGGGAACCUCAGAAACCUUUUUCCUUGUGGAGACUCCAUGGUUUGCAUUAUCGAUGACCGAGAAGACGUGUGGAAGUUUGCCCCCAACCUGAUAACUGUGAAGAAAUACGUGUACUUCCAGGGCAUAGGUGACAUCAAUGCCCCAUCCGGGUCCCGGGAGCCCCAGGCAAGGAGGAGAGUCAGUCCUUCUCCUAAAGGUGCCGACGCCACGGAGCAGCCUCCGUCCGUCAAGGAUCCCGAGGAAGGAAGGCAGAUGUCUGGGGUCGAACAGACCAACGGCCUCGGGAAGCCCACGCGGGAGCUCAACGGGGGCGCGGGCCCUCGUGGGGGCUGGCCCUGUCCUGGGCAGGAGGAGGAGAGGGGCGCCCGGCCCGCCGCCCGCACCCCCUCGGCUGACGGCCGGGGGCCCCUGGCGGGCACCCAGCAGCACGGGCGGACACCGCUGGAGAAGAGGCCCGUGCGGGGUCCGGUGGGCCCUGACCCGGACCCAGAUGUCCCCAGUGACAGCGGGAGCAGCAGCGAGUCGGAGGGCCGGCCGUCCCCCGUCCCCUCUGAUGGGGAGAGUGGGGAGAAGAGGACCCGGAGAAAGCCUCCAGCCACCUGCCAUGCUGGGGACGUUGCGGCACAGGGCGGCCCCCCGGGCGCCAGUCCCUGCGUGGAGCCCGGGCCCGGCGUCCAGGCAGCCGUGCAGGGGGAGGGCGAGCGGGACGGCCUCUGCGGGCUGGGCGGCGGCUGUGCCGACAGGAGGGAGGCCGAGACGGAGUCGCAGAACAGUGAGCAGUCGGGCAUCACGGUGGGCGAGUCCCUGGACCAGAGCGCGGAGGAGGAGGAGGAGGAGGAGGACGCCGACGCCGACGACCACCUGGUCCAUCUGGAGGAGAUCCUCGCCCGCGUGCACUCCGCCUACUACGCCAAGUACGACCGCUUUCUCCGCGGGGAGACCCAGGAGGCCCCCGACAUCCGGAAGAUCGUCCCCGAGCUGCGCGGCCGGGUGCUGGCCGACGUGGCCAUCAUCUUCAGCGGGCUGCACCCCACGAACUUCCCCGUCGAGAAGACCCGGGAGCACUACCACGCCACGGCCCUGGGGGCCAGGAUCCUCACCCAGCUGGCGCUGGGCCCCGACAACCCCGACCGGGCCACCCACCUGAUCGCCGCGCGGGCUGGCACGGAGAAGGUGCGCCAGGCCCAGGAUUCCGGGCGUCUGCACGUGGUCAACCCCGACUGGCUGUGGAGCUGCCUGGAGCGCUGGGACAAGGUGGAGGAGCGGCUGUUCCCGCUGCGUGGUGACCAGGCCAAGCCCCAGAGGGAGGACGGCCCGGCCGCCUUUCCCGACAGGCAGGGCCUGCUUCCGACCACCCUGUUUCAUCCGACACCCGUGCAUCCCAAGGCCUCGCCUGGCCCUGAAGUUCGGAUCUACGACGCCAGCACGGGCAAGCUCAUCCGCAAGGGGGCCGCGGGCCCCGGGCCCCCCGGCUCCCUGCCGGUACACGCGGAGCUCUCCUCCUUCAGAGCCGUGCAGCCGCAUCACCAGCAGAUGUUUGGCGAAGACUUGCCAGCUAACCAAGAUGGCGAGCAGCCCGGUCCUUCCAGAAGGAAGCGCCAGCCCAGCAUGUCGGAGACUAUGCCGCUGUACACGCUGUGUAAGGAGGACUUAGAGAGCAUGGACAAAGAGGUGGAUGACAUCCUAGGAGAGGGCAGCGACGACAGCGACAGCGAGAAGAAGAAGCCGGGAGACGCGGAGGAGCGGGAGUGGGGGCCGAGGCCCGGGCCGCCCGAGGUCCUGGGGGCCCCGGGGGGGGCCACGCCCCGCUCAGCGCCAGCCCCCGAGAGGAGUGCGGCAGACGGCCGGGGGCCCAGGGGCCACAAGAGGAAGCUGAACGAAGAGGACGCAGCCAGCGAGUCCAGCGGAGCGUCCAGCUGCGAGGACGAGGAGGGGGGCAGCUCGGAGGCGGACGAGAUGGCGGCCGCGCUGGAGGCCGAGCUCGGCGACCUCAUGUGACCGUGGGGCGGGCACUCGGGUCACCUGCGUCCCAGGGGGCUUCCCCUCCUCCAGAGGGACAUGUCUGUUUGCAGAGCUCCACCUGCAGAAACACACUGUUUUGCAGAAAGAGGUGUUUUUAGAAGUUUCACUACAAGAAAGCCUACUUGUUAAGGAGAGCGGGGCAGGGAACGCGGCCAUGCCAAAGAUCCUGGGUGAGCCCAGCAGAGCUGCACAGCAAGACUGGAGUUUGCGGCUUGUUAAUCAGGAAGGGGGGGUGGGGGGUGGGGAGGUGUUUUUCCUUUAAAUACCGCAGCAUAUUACUUAGCGUGAAGGCUGGACGUCCGACCAGACAGAGGGGUGAUGCAGCAGGAACCCAGCAUCCUCUGCUCUUUCACAACUGAAGCUACCAGAACACGCACAGGUUUCAAGCAGGGCCGCGCAUCGGCGGUGACGAGGACAGGCCUGGGGCCCCCAGCUGCCCCCGGGGCCCUGCAGCUCCCGCGGGCGCCGGGACGAAGGGCCCUGCCCUCGCGGGCAGCCUUUGGCUCCUUUGCGAGAUCGGGUGUAAAGUUUUGUAUCUCUCUUUCAUAAUUGACCCACCACACAGAUUUUUCUUUCCUUUAAUAAAAGUCCCUUUUGUA